Messenger RNA from Cylindrotheca closterium, 1125 nucleotides. NCBI's taxonomy places the organism in Eukaryota, Bacillariophyta, Bacillariophyceae, Bacillariales, Bacillariaceae. The record is from the annotation of a GenBank genome assembly.
AUGAGAGGACUUUUACUACUCGCAUCAUUCCUCCAAAUUGGCUCUUCCUUUGGAUUUGCGGGACCGUCUCUAACUCUACAACAACAACAACGGCAACAACGGCAACAACAUGCUGUAUCAAACACUCGUCUUGAAGCAAGUAGAGCGGCCCAAAAGAAGGCAUCUCGUACCAAGUGGAUCCAAUCUAGAGGAUUCGAAGAUGCCAUCGCGGGAGGGAGCGACGCUAUGACACUAUUCAGCCCUUGCAAAAUCAAUCUAUUUCUUCGAAUCAUUCGCAAACGUGAAGAUGGAUUCCAUGAUCUCGCCAGUCUAUUUCAAGCCGUCGGUUAUGGUGAUACGUUGGAGUUGAAAAAGUUGGACGGCGAUGCCACAAAAGACGCAUUCUCAUGCAAUAUGAAGGGGGUGCCGACCGACAUGUCCAACCUCGUUUUGAGAGCCUUGGAGCUUAUGCGAGAAAAGACUGGAAUCAAACAGUAUUUUGAUGCCAACUUGAUCAAGCAAGUCCCUGCCCAAGCCGGUUUGGGCGGUGGCUCUGCCAAUGCUGCGACUGCCAUGUGGGGAGCCAACGAAUUGAUGGGUAAACCUGCAUCUUUGGAACAAAUGAUUGAAUGGUCGGGAGCAUUGGGCAGUGACAUCACUUUCUUCCUAAGUCGAGGAACAGCUUACUGCACAGGAAGAGGAGAAAUCAUGACGCCAACUGAUCCACUUUUGGAAGCUGGAACAAAGCUAUGCAUUGUGAAGCCAAAUGUGGGAUUGUCAACACCAUCUGUGUUCAAAGCAUUAGACUACGGUGAACUGAGCAAAUUGGACGCCGACGAAGUGUUGCUACCAGAAUUCUUGAAGGCCGAAAGUGUAGACGUUGUAUCGGGAGAGUAUUAUAUCAAUGAUUUGGAGCCUCCAGCCUUUCGAUGUGUCCCAGAGUUGGGUCAACUAAAGGAGAAGCUGAAGGCAGUUGAUGGGUUCAAGCAUGUCAUGAUGUCUGGAAGCGGUACAAGUAUCUUUUGCAUUGGUGAACCCAGUGAUCCAGAGCAAUUCCAAAAGGACUUUGGUGAGGAUGAGGAACUUAAGGUCAUGUUCACAGAGUUCAUCAACCGAGAGGAAGGUGUCUGGUUCGAACGACCAUAA